Molecule: messenger RNA, 7610 nt
Organism: Acanthopagrus latus (yellowfin seabream)
Lineage: Eukaryota; Metazoa; Chordata; Actinopteri; Spariformes; Sparidae
Product: SREBF chaperone
Exons: 23
Coding region: 325-4398 (1357 amino acids)
Biological process (GO): SREBP signaling pathway
Cellular component (GO): endoplasmic reticulum membrane; Golgi membrane
Molecular function (GO): sterol binding; protein binding
Source: RefSeq, a predicted model, not a curated record
UGACGGAGAUGCGGCUGAGCCUUUGCCAAAUCAGGUCUCGCUGCUGCACCCACGCAACACCGCAGCACUCGGUGAACUGGACAGACAGCUGAGAAAUGGAGCCGCUCAUUGAAAGUUUUCCCUUGCCGGACAGCGAGCAGCACCAGAACCCGGCCGAGAGUCGACUUCCCUUCAGAAACAGAGAGCAGAAAGGCUUCGCUUCAAAGCUCUGUUUGACCUUUGCAGAACCCAUUGUGCGAGCUCACCAGGACGCUGCUGUUUUUACUGUAUAGGGUAUUUAUAACGGCAGAUCAAGAGACUCCUGAGGCGAAUUCCUCCCGGGGAAUGUUUCCGUUGCUCCCGGGGGGACGAGCCAAGCAGUCGCACACUCUGCCUGAAUCAAGAGGGGAGCACUAUGUUAACCACAAGGCACCGCUUAAGCUUAAAAAACCCGGCGCUGCUGCUUUCAGGGGACAAAAGCAGCCACGAGCCAGAGAGAUAACCUGGUCUCCAAUUAGCAGGUCCCUGGAUGCCCCGCGGCGCGCCGUCAUCGGUCGCGCAGUGCUUCCCAAUGGCCGGGAGUUGACCCCGUCACCAAGAAUGACGCUGCGCGAGCAGCUGAGAGAGAAGAUCUCGGCGGCCUUCUACCGCCACGGGCUGCUGUGUGCCUCCUACCCGGUCCCCAUCAUCCUCUUCACCUCCGCCAGCAUCCUCACCUGCUGCUAUCCGUUAUUGAGGCUUCCCCUGCCGGGGACGGGUCCUGUGGAGUUCACCACAGGGGUGCGAGACUACAGCGUCCCUUCCCAUGAGCCUCAGGGAGACCUCGGAGAACGACCCGACUGGUAUCGGGGUCCUCCGGUCGCCUACAUCCAGCAGGUGUUGGUGAAGGCGGCAGUGUCUCCGUGGGACAGCAGCCUGGUGCCGGUGGAUGUGUUUCGGUCACCACUGGGUCGAGCGUUUAGUCUGUUGGAGGAGAUCCGCAACCAUGUCUACUCCGACAGCUCCGGAAUUCGCAGUCUGGAGUCGCUCUGUCUCCAGGUGACCGACCUGUUUCCGGGGCUGCGGCGGAUGCAGUCUGUGCUUCCAGAGCACGGCUGUUUGCUCGUUUCUCCCGGCAACUACUGGCAGAACCAGCAGGAGCUCUUCGACUCGGACCCAGACCUCCUCAAGACCAUCCAGAAACACGAACCGAAAGGCCUGCACACCUCGGCCACCCUGCGAGACCUGCUGUUUGGCGUCCCUGGGAAGUACACUGGCGUCAGUCACUACAACAGGAAGAGAGUGGUGACGUACACAAUCACUGUGGUGCUGUCCAGCUACGAUGCAGGGUUCCUGGGCAGCCUGCGGUCCCGUCUGAAGCAGCUCCACCCUUCAGCCAACUGCAGCCUGAGAGACGACCACAUGGUUCACGUCCACUUUAAAGAGGAGAUCGGCAUCGCUGAGCUCAUCCCGCUCGUCACCACAUACAUCAUCCUUUUUGCCUACAUCUACUUCUCCACACGUAAGAUUGACAUGGUGAAGUCUAAGUGGGGUCUGGCUCUGGCUGCUGUGGUGACAGUCCUCAGCUCCCUGCUCAUGUCUGUGGGACUGUGUACGCUGUUUGGACUGACGCCGACGCUCAAUGGAGGGGAGAUUUUCCCUUACCUGGUGGUGGUGAUCGGCCUGGAGAACGUUUUAGUCCUCACCAAGUCCGUCGUGUCCACCCCCGUCGACCUCGAGGUUAAACUACGUAUCGCUCAGGGCCUUAGUAAUGAGAGCUGGUCUAUCAUGAAGAACAUGGCCACUGAACUUUGCAUCAUCCUCAUUGGAUAUUUCACUCUGGUGCCAGCUAUCCAGGAGUUCUGUCUGUUCGCUGUUGUGGGGCUGGUGUCUGACUUCUUCCUGCAGAUGUUCUUCUUCACAACAGUGCUAUCUAUCGACAUCCGACGCAUGGAGUUGGCUGACCUGAACCGCCGCCUACCAGCCGAGGCAGGGCUUCCGCCACCCAAGCCCGGCCCGCUGCGAACACGAGAGGUUCCUCCUCCCCCACGACCCUCCCCCCACACAAUCACCCUGCAGACCCCGGCCUUCCGUAACCUGAGGCUUCCCAAGAGGCUGCGUGUCGUGUACUUCCUGGCCCGCACGCGUCUGGCUCAGCGCAUCAUCAUGGUUGGCACGGUGAUCUGGAUCGGGAUCCUCGUCUACACCGACCCGGCUGGAAUACGCACCUACCUGGCUGCACAGGUGUCUGAGCAAAGCCCUCUGGGAGAUCCCGGAGGAGGUGGUCUGCCCCCUCACCUGGGCGUAGCCCCCGUCUUUCGUGGAGGAGAUCCUACGAGCACCCUCAGCAUCCACUCUGCACCAGAUCCAACUCCUUUACCUGAAAACCAAUCGCAGGGCCACCAUGGCUCAGCCCGGGCAGGGCCCCUCCCACAGGCCCCGCCUGCCGUGCCCCAGAUCACCUGGGGGGCCGAGGACGAAGAGGGCUGGAGGAGACUCUCCUUCAGGCACUGGCCGUCGCUCUUCAGCUACUAUAACAUCACUUUGGCCAAGAGGUACAUCAGCAUCCUGCCUGUCAUUCCCGUCACUGUUCACCUGAGCCCCCAGGAGGCAAUUGAGACACGCCACCCUCAGGACACCAGACACCCCCCUCCACCCAUUCCUAAGGUCGCUGCAGAUCUACAGACGGACCUCACCCUCUACAAGGUGGCAGCUCUGGGCCUGGCGGCGGGCGUCCUGCUGGUUCUGCUGCUCUUCUGUCUCUACCGGGUUCUCUGUCCACGUAACUACGGCCAGAACGGCGUCCCUCAUGGGCGCCGGCGCCGAGGGGACCUUCCCUGUGACGAUUACGGCUACUCGCCACCUGUCAGCGAGAUCUCACCUCUGCUGCUGAGGGGCCACAGUAUGGACAUCGAGUGUUUGGCCAGUGACGGGAUGCUGCUGGCCAGCUGUUGCCUGGCAGGACAGAUUCGGGUUUGGGACGCCCAGACUGGUGACUGUCUGACCGUCAUCCCCAACCACGGGCUCAGGCGGAGCAGCAGCAGUGGCUGCUGGGAGCAGCGCGACGGCUGGGACAACGUGAGCGGAGCAGCAGAGUCGGAGUGUUUGGGCUCCGACGCCGGCAGCAGCUCCGUUACUGCUGACGGCCUUUCAGAGGAGGAGGGAUACCCACUGAGGCGACGCACUGCUCCCGCCCGGCCGACUCUGUUCACUGACCAGCCGGAUCUCACCCCGCUCAUCGACACCAACUUCACCUCCCAGCCCCCCUCCCACCUCUCCACCCCACCCAGGGACGGCUUCGACUUCGGCGGUUUGGUGGAGCGCGCCUACAUGGAACACGAGCCCCCGUCACCCUCCACCUAUCCCGCCCCUUCCUCUGCCUCCUCCUCGCCGCCUUCUGGAGCUCAGUUCCAGAGGAGACCCAGUUUAGGGGAUGCGUCUGUAUUCUCACCCCAAGAGAAAGCCUCCACAGCAGGGACGCAGGCGACACCAGACUGGGAAAGCUCCGUUUGGGCCAUGGAGCUGCGAGGAAAUCUGAUAGCUGCUGGGAGGAGCAGCGGUAAACUGGAGUUGUGGGAUGCAGUUGAAGGUUCGUUACGUUGCAGUAAUGAAGAUGGAGUCUCUGGGAUCACAGCUCUGGCCUUCCUCAACAACAGAAUCGUAGCAGCUCGACUCAACGGGUCUCUAGAUUUCUUCACCGUUGAGAUAAACAAACCUCUGUGUCUGCUGCAGUACAGAGGUGCUCCCGGGCGAGGCAGCAUGCCUCCCUCCCCCUGUUACAGCAGCGAGGACGUGAUCAGCUGCCAGCUCACGCGCUCGGUACAGUGCGCUCACCAGAAGCCGAUCACGGUGCUGCGAGCGGCCGCUGGACGGGUCGUCACCGGCAGCCAGGACCACACUGUCCGGAUUUAUCGUCUAGAGGACUCGUGUUGCCUCUUCACCCUGCAGGGUCACUCUGGAGGGAUCACAUCCAUCUACAUAGACCAGACGAUGGUUCUGGCGAGCGGCGGGCAGGACGGCGCCAUCUGCCUGUGGGAUGUCUUGACCGGGAGCCGCGUCAGCCAUGUUUACGGUCACCGAGGCGAUGUCACCUCGCUGGUCUGCACCACCUCGUGCGUCAUCAGCUCGGGACUGGAUGACCUCAUCUGUAUCUGGGACCGCAGCACCGGGAUCAAGCUCUACUCCAUACAGCAGGAGGUGGGUUGCGGGGCCAGUCUGGGAGUGAUCUCAGAGUCUCUCCUGGUGACGGGGGGCCAGGGCUGCGUCUCCUUCUGGGACCUAAACUUCGGCGACCUGCUGCAGACCGUCUACCUGGGCCAGAGCAGUGACGGGCAGGGCGUCCGGCAGCUGCUGGUGCUCGACAACGCCGCCAUCGUCUGCGACUUCGGCAGCGAGCUCAGCCUGGUGUACGUGCCGUCGGUGCUGGAGAAACUAGACUGAGGAGAGACGGUGGGAGCACUCGCUUAGGAAGAAUGUGCACUCUGAACAUUUCCUCUUCAUCGUUUUUCGACUUUCCUGUUUUGGGCUUUUUUAUGUUGUUGUUUCUGACACCCAAAGGAGACGCGACUGGUUUCCACGUGCAUACAAGACUUUUUUUUUUCUCAAUGUUUUAAACCUGGAUGUAAAAACAAGCUGAGGACUGAUUGUGCAACCUGCUGCAUUUUAUCGGAGGAGGGCGAAGGACCCUCGACACAGAUGUGUUGACAUUUUGGAGGGUCAUGAGGUUCAAGAACAGCUGGAUGUUUCUCACUAAACGAGGACCCACCAGUCACCAGUUCGUGCUUUUUUUGUGUGUGUGCGUGUGAGUGCGUUUGUUUCGUGGCUCUGCCCUCUAUGCUGCUGAUACGGGUGGGGCUUCACUAUGACCCCCCCACCUGCCCAGAGAGGAAGAUGAAACUGUCUCCUUAUUUUUUAAUAUUCCUGCUGCCUCAGCGAAGUGCAGCCACAGCGAGCUCGACGGCUCUACGGCCUGCUGGGACGAGCUGCGCCGUUAUACAGAAAUGUGAGUGUGAGUGUGGAUGAAUGAAUCUAGGCCCUUUUUUAAUAGCAAAACACUGCUGAGAACAAAAAAUCGAUUGGUUGUGUGAGGUGUGUGUGUGUGUGUGUGAGGGAGAACUGAUGAUUACUGUAUAAAGUAAACCUCCAGAGGGGGCUGUUUUUAUAUGUAUAAAUCUAUUAUUUAUUAGCGAUACCUUUUUGAAUAACAGUUUGUUUAUUAAUGGCUAAUCCCAGCUCUUAAACAAGAAUAUAAUAAUGUGGACGUAAUAACCUAAAUGUAAGAUGGUGAUUGUUUGUUUGGCGGGGUCGGGGCAUCGGCUAUAUGACGAUUAUUUGUGAUGUUGAACUGGAAACACUGAAGCGUCGUUGGUGUGGAGUUUGGCUUGUAUCUCAGCGCCGGCCUCUGAUUUCUGGGGCCCCUGUGUGCUUCUUCAGGCUACCUCCAUUUUCCAAACUGCUUGAAUAUUGGGUGAGAAAACAUGUCAUAUUUUUUAUGAAUUGUGCCCUUUAGAGAUUUUUUUUUUAAAAUAACUGUUUACUGUAACUAAUUCAACUUAAACUGUUUUCUAAUCCUGGAGUUUUUUUUCUUUUUGGCCACUGACAAAAACAAAACGCAUCGUACUGCGUCCAACAUCCGAGCUCACAGUCCAGUUAGUUUCCGUGGUUGUUGUUGCAAACUUAAGUCUUAAAACCGGUUCGCUCUCUUUCUGCAGCUGGGCAGAGGAAAAAUGUGAAGGAAGGCAACAAAUAUCCAGAAGCACGACUCGUUUAGAGACUCCAAAGCACCUGAAGACUCUCCGGCUCUGUUUCACAGCCCUGUUGGCUAAUUUAACCAACAUAACAUUCACAGAUGCUCUCGGACUAAAGCAGCAUGAUUUUAGAGAAUUUGCACUGUUUCUGUGUUAAAUUGUGAUGAGUCAUCAGUCAUUAGAUCACACUGUAUACAAACUCCAAACAGUGCCAAUAAGAAACUGGUAUCCAGUCUGACGGGCAGUUUGCCACCAGCAGAGACACUCGAGUUCUCCACAGGAGACGAGAGCUGCAGUGAUAAAUUGAUAAGUUAUCAAUUAUUAAAUCAGUCAGCAACUAUUCUGAUAGAUUCAAGUCAUUUUUAGGGGGGAAAAAAUUCUUAAAUGUGAAUAUUUUCUUGGUUUAUUUCCUCCUCUGACAGUAAACUGAUUUGUUUGUGUUGUGGACGUCAUCUUGAGCUCUGGGAAACAUUUUUCACCGUUUAUAGACAAAACAAUCGAUUUAUCGACAAUGAAAUAAUAUGUUAGUUGCCUCCCUUCUGGAAAUGCUUUGAGGCUGAUGGAGAGCUACGUUUGAUUUGAAAUUUUGCACAGAAACGGUUCUGAUUCUGCUUUUUUCCCUUCAUAACUCUGAUAGAUUACAUCGGUUUGUUUAAAAUACUUGACUUGUAUUACAGUACAAGUCUAUAAUUCAGCAGGAUGGUUUUACCAAUAGCAGUAGAAUUUCUAACAUUUGUCCCGUCACGUUUUGUUUGAAUCUUGUCUCAUAAAUGAUAAUUUAGUUGAUUUGCUUGUUACAUUUUUAGCUGCCAACUAGUUCCACAGAAAGAGUUGAGCAGCUCUCAGUUCUUCAUUCAUGUAAUUAUUGUAACUUUACCCUCACAGUCACAUGUUUGACUAGUUAAAAAUAUAAUGUGAAGAUUAAUUAGUGACGAUAGCUUCUCCAGUAAACCAUCUAACACUUUUACCUGACCAUUUAUCCCAAAACGUUUUGUUUUAUCUUAAUGUGAUAAAAGUUGUUCAACUCUGUGACUUUUGGCUCCUCCUGCUGGUCAUAAUCUGGACACCUGCUGAGAGAUUGUAGGUUCCUCCUCCAGGUUUAAGACCGAAACCAACAACACUCAGAAUGUAUUUUCUCUCAAUCAUCCGCCAUCGACUGUAGCUGCGUCUGCUGAAUGUAGAGUCCCAACCAAUGACUCCGUUUUUAGAAAAUCUAAAUCCUUCACAGCAUCGUAACACUAAUUGAGUGCUCUGACGCACACGCUCACACACGUUAGGCACUUUUGGGAACAUCAGCUUACAUACAGGACACACACGUGUGGACGAGUUCACACCUGCGGCACUCGUAAACACACACACCUGCAGCACUGCUGAGGACGCAGGCUCUGGUUUCACUGGGUCGGAGCGACCAAAUACUUUUCCCCUCUCUUCACGUUUGAGAGGCACCACAGAAACCAAGACUUGUUCCCUCCUCCACACUGUGACCUGUUAAUUUAUUAGCUUUGUGUUUUCAGUUGUAACAAUAGUGGGAAAAAAAGCUUUUUAGAAAUGGGAAAAUGUGUAGCUAGUUGUUAGAUCAUUUUUUGUUUGUUUUUGUUUUUUUACUUGCUGUUUUCAAGCAGUGUGAAUUUCAUUCAUAACAAAAGUUUUACAUUUUGGGAAAUUUGCUCAACGUGUUUGCUUUCUGGUGAAGAGUUGAAGCUCCGGAAAUGUUGUGCGGACUACGAAACGUCACCUGACAUUUCCAUCAGAGAGGAGGGAGGAGAUGAUGAGAUGAUCACGUGUUAAUUCUUGCAGUUUUCACCUUUUUUACAGAGACUGUUCUCCACAGUCGUUUCUAUCUUUUGUGCUUAGCUGCUGCUGGUUGGUUACCAGUCAGAUGUGAGAGUGGUAUGAAUCCUUUAU